AGUCGCCUCUCUGCAGUGGGCUGGUCGGUGCGGAGGGAACCGGACCGAGACUCCAGUGACUCGGUGACCAUCAGUGACUCUCCGUGUCGCGGGCGACACCAUGAGGACCUCGCUCUGUGCUGUGCUGGCCGUCCUGGCCGUGGCGAGUGCCGAGAACUUGUAUCAGGCGAUCGAGCAGAAACCGGAUCUCAGCGAGUUUUUCGAGCUGAUCAACGCCAGCGAACUGUUCUCGAUCACGCUGAGGCGGGCUGAGGGCACUGUGUUCGCGCCCACAAACGCAGCGCUGCAGAAGGUCCGGGGGAGCGGGGAUGUCAACAUCCAGUACCACCUGGUGAACCGUGCCAUGACAUCAGCCCAGCUGCGGAACAAACAGUCCGAGGGCUCCUCGCUGAAGGGCAAUCAGAAGCUGUUCUUCAGCCUGCAGAAGCGGCGGGGUGGCGAGGACGACAUUUUCGUUAACAACGCCCGGAUCGUCACCAGAGAUUUGGCCUUCACUUCAGAGGACGGCUCAAACCAGUAUCUUCACAUUAUCGAUGAAGUUCUAGAGCCCACCAUUCCCAGCAACAAGAACUCGAGGUACUACAACCCAAACGCACUGAAGUUACUGAGCGACUCCGCCCAAUACAGUCUUGGAGAGUCCAGCAUCAAAAAGUUCUACAAGAAGGUGCAGGAUCUGGACAAGACAAGUGUAUUCGGAACCACCGAGUUUCACACCUAUUUUAUACCAGUGGACGCAGGAAUGCAGGGUGUGGAGACGGAUGUGGACAGGGUGGUGGUGGACGGACACAUGAUCCCCAACAAGGUGCUCUUCACGCGCACCAUGGGUAACGACAGCUACGAGACGAUGGCGUUCGGCGACAUGCUGAAGGUGACAGGCCAGCUGCGAGUCCAGCCCUACCCGGAGAAGACGCCCGGCUCCUUCUUGUUGAAAGUCCAGAAGUACGUACCGCCGGUGAAACGUCCGGAAAAGCUCUAUGAAAUUCAGAGCCGCACCCUUCUCGGUGACGCUGAACACAGCAGCGGCUCCGUGCUGGCCAAAAUCGUUAAACCCAACAUCGCGGUGGAGAACGGCGUCAUCCACUUGAUCGAGAAGCCCCUGAUGGUGAUGGAGAACUCGGCGUUCGACUUCAUCCAGCGAGGGUCAGAGGAUCGGUUCUUCAUGUUCUUCGACCUGCUGAAGAACAAUGCGCCCGAGUUCCUGGACACGCUGCGGCAGCGCACGGACGGCACCAUCUUCAUUCCGUCCAACGACGCCUUCUACACCGUCGACCAGAAGCGGCUGACGGAGAUUAAGCUGUCGCCCGAUAGGCUGAAGAAGCUCCUCAACUUGCACCUGGUCCCUACCCGGGUCACCACUCAGGACGUCAGAAAAAUACCCGGAGCGACGCUGUUCAGCGUGCCCUCGGAGGACCAGAGCCGCUCUCUCUACCUCUCCGUGUGGGGAGUGGCCGGAAAGAACCAGACGAUGACGGUCGAGGGUGGCGGCACCAACGCCACCGUCGUCAUCGCCGACAUCGCCGCCCGCGACGGCGUCAUCCACAUCAUCGACAAGCUGCUGGGCGUGCCGUACCGCUCCGUCGGAGAGAAACUGGCAGUCGAUGCCAUGAUGAGUGAUACCAACACCCUGGCGGUGCAGACCAAGUUUUCCAAGGGUGUGAGCCGAAUGGACAAGAAGUUCACCAUGCUCGUCCCGUCCAAUGAUGCGUGGAAGAAGAUUCAGAUGGAGUACGUGACCUCGCACAAGUCGCUGUUCGAGGGACGAGCGUCGCACCCGGCCAACACGAUUCUGGAGCGUCACUUUUUGAUUGGUGAGGCGCUCAGUAUGGAUGACCUGGUCAACAAGUCCAAAGAGGAAGACGGCGUGAAGUUCUACAAGACCACUUUCCAUGUGGAGAAUGCACCCGGAAUGUCAGGCUACUUGGUCAAGUGGCAGGGGAUGCAGGCACGCGUCACCCGCUCCAACGUCGAGUGCACCAACGGCUACAUCCACGUCAUCGACUCGGUGUUCAUGCGUCAGCGUGACGUCACCACGGCGUCAUCGGCGGCGGCGCUGGCCGGCUCGGUGGCGUGCCUGGUCGCCGCGCUGGCAAUGUUGCGGCUGUGAGCUGCGGGCCCAGUCAGGGGCGAAUCCACUGCAUCUCAACAGUCUCAGCGAGCGACCGGCAGCGCGGGGGAGGGCCGGGAGGGGUGUGAUGUGUGUGAAAGAUGAGUGGAGUAAACUGGGUGGCGUGUGUGCGAAGAAUGAGCAAAGCGGCGGAAAGGUGCAUAGGGUGCCGGCCUGUCCACUGAAUGCUUGUGUGGGCUGAUGUGUGUAGAGUUACGGAGCGACUAAUUGGGUCUGCCGGUGGGUGUCUAAGCUGGGAGGGGUUCCGGGCCGUGUUUGGUCUGCGGGGUCCAGAGAUUCUGGUCUGUGUCUCAUCCUUUGAACGACAGGUGGCGCGCAGGUCGCCGAGCAUGGCGCGCAGGUCGCUGUAGAUGGCGCGCAGGUCGAGUCGCGAGCUGCCAGGUCCGAUGAUCCCCAAAGAGACGCGUAGUGGCGGCUUUGUAGCGAUGCUCACAGAGAGCUAUUGCUAGUGAGUUGGUGUGGAACGGGAUGAUGCUGGGACUACCAAAAUCAGCUCCUGAGCCCCGCUAACGGCUUCCAUUCCGAGGGCACGGUACGAAAGGCAUUAUCCACAGCGACAAUGCGGACUGAUGCCUAGGGGCUGGAUAAAUCUCCUGUCGGUGUGAAGUGAUUUAAUAGCGAGUGUGGAGGAAGAGGACUGUAAGUCACAAACCACCAGUCUAGGGUCGGAGUCUGAAUCGAUGAUGAUCAGUGCUGCUGAAAAGGUGUGCAGGAACGAUUCGACAGCCGAUUAUUCGUUGGUCUGAGAUGCUUUACAGUCAGUUGUAAUUUGUGAGAGUAACUGUAAAGUAGGAAUAUGACUCCACCUUAUAUUGACAAGUGACCACUACCGAACGAAGCCAUUGAUUAAGAGCGUUCUCGAAGAUCGGGGAAGUCUCAGUGCCUCGAGUGUAGAUCAAAUCCAGUAACGAAUCUCGAUUACGAAUCUCCAGAGAAUCGCCGGUGAAAUGUCGUCCUAGUGGCAAGCGCGUCCUGCUCUGUUUCGGGGAAAUGUCUAGCCUCAGCGCCGCCUGCCUGUGGUCUAUUAGUCGCUUUUGAUGAGCGAUACAACGGCAUUUAACGUGUAAACUUAGAGGCAUUGUCUCAGUGCUACUGCACCUCGAGCGUCUGUUUGUGUGUCUGUGUGCUCUAUGCUUUGUGAGGUACGUCUGCUCGUCCGAAGCUUUGUUCAAGGUGUAUUCACGGGUCGUUUGUGUCAGUGGGCUUGCAUUUAGUCCAAAGAAGUCAACUAGGCGGCGCAUUGAAGAGCUAGGAUGUAAGUGCCAGUGAAGGUGUACACGUCUGUGUUCCGUUUAGUAUUUGAAUUCACAUUAGCUCUCACUUUGAGUCAGUACUUUGUGUCGGGGCUUUAUGUCAGUGACGGGAGAAAUGAGGCUGGUAUUUCAUGUCCAAGCUUUGUGAGUUGCCGCUCCUGGUGCUCGAGCACUGUGCGGCGGCCGAAUAUAGGAUCUGUAGGGGCGAACUUUGUCAGUUGGUCCCCCCAGCCUGCUUCACCCUAGGGGCGAGGAACCGUGGUGAAAUGGCGCCUCUGUCCGCCGGGCCGGGACAGGCAGCCUCUGUCAGGGCGAUUGUGUCGCUCGCUUCGAGUACGUAUAAUGUACAUGCUUAGCUAUGACUGUGUAAACUAAGUCCUCAGACAUACUAUGUUUUGAUGUUCGGUGAAGACACUACUGCCACGAAGCCUCAAUACCACACUGGUUCUGGUGAGGAGCA
Amphibalanus amphitrite is the source of this 3838-nucleotide messenger RNA. Its product is annotated as fasciclin-1-like. Gene Ontology annotation, cellular component: fungal-type vacuole membrane. The transcript is spliced from 14 exons. Lineage: Eukaryota; Metazoa; Arthropoda; Thecostraca; Balanomorpha; Balanidae. Bases 101 to 2104 code for a protein of 667 amino acids. Gene Ontology annotation, biological process: macroautophagy. The record is from RefSeq and is a predicted model, not a curated record.